This is a messenger RNA of Vigna angularis (adzuki bean), 1465 nucleotides long. Its product is annotated as F-box/kelch-repeat protein OR23. Gene Ontology annotation, molecular function: protein binding. Lineage: Eukaryota; Viridiplantae; Streptophyta; Magnoliopsida; Fabales; Fabaceae. The coding region runs from base 160 to 1341 and encodes 393 amino acids. The transcript is spliced from 2 exons. The record is from RefSeq and is a predicted model, not a curated record.
UAAAAAAGAAAGAAAAAAGAAAAAGUGUAUUAUCUAUUUGCCCCUCAACAUAGCCAAGUGACGAAAUAGUAGAAACAGAGAAACUAGCACGGCAAUGCAAACGCAGCGAGGGAGCGUUGACACACCACACCACAACACACACCCAAAGAUCGAAUCCCAAUGAAUUCCGUCUGUGAUGACGGCGCCACCGUAAUCCCUGGUCUCCCAAACGACGUCGCGGCGUGGAUCCUCUCCAAGGUGCCAUACUCGCACCACGCGAGACUGAAAAGCACUUGCAAAUCAUGGAAACUGCUUUUGUCUUCGAGAUCGUUCCUGAACUCUUUGAAUAAGAGGAACCAUCUUCUCUGCAUCUUCCCGCAGGACCCAUCGAUCGCGUCGCCGUUCCUCUUCGACCCAAACGCGCUCGCCUGGUGCCCUCUCCCUCCCAUGCCCUGCAACCCCCACGUGUACGGCCUAUGCAACUUCGCCGCGGUGCCUCUCGGGCCCCACCUUUACGUCCUCGGGGGCUCCCUCUUCGACACGCGCUCCUUCCCAAUCGAUCGCCCCUCGCCCUCCUCGGCCACCUUCCGCUUCAACUUCCACGACUUCUCCUGGGAGCCACGCGCCCCCAUGCUCACGCCGCGGGGCAGUUUCGCCUGCGCCGUCGUCCAGGGGCGUAUUCUUGUCGCCGGCGGGGGGUCGCGGCACACGAUGUUUGGGGCUGCUGGGACUAGGAUUCGGUCGGUUGAGCGGUACGAGGUGGGGAGGGACCGGUGGGUGGCGAUGGAUCCGCUGCCCGGGUUUCGGGCUGGGUGUGUGGGGUUUGUUGGCGGGGAGGGGAGGGAGUUCUGGGUGGUGGGAGGGUACGGCGCGUCGCGGACCAUAUCCGGGGUUUUUCCGGUGGAUGAGUAUUACAGGGAUGCAGUGGUGAUGGAAGUUGAGGGUGGGGGGUGGCGGGAGGUUGGGGAUGUGUGGGGGGAUGGGGAGAGAGUGAGGGUUGGGAAGAUUGUGGUGGUGGAUGCUGAUGGAUGUCCCACCCUUUUCAUGCUUGAUGGGAACGAGAUUUUGAGAUAUGACAUGUGUUGCAAUCGUUGGGUAUACGAGUGUCGUGUGCCAAGAAAAGCUCCUUACAAUUCGUCAUUUGGUUUUGUAGUAUUAGCGGGGGAGCUGUAUGUAGUGACACACUUAUGUGUUGUUGAUUUUUCAGAAACUCGAAGGUCAAGACAGCAAAAGAGGGCAGGAACAAUGUUCAUUCAAAUCUAUCACCCAAAAAAUAAGACCUGGAGAUCGCUAGUUUCCAAAUCACCUUUCAAUUAUCCAAUAGAUAUUAAUAGUGCUGUUUUCAGCUCAAUUUCUCUCUGAAUUAUCAUGCAUCCAUCCUAUUUGUAUAGUAUAAGGAUCACUCAUCACAUCAUUUCAUCCACCUUACUUGUAUAUCUCUGUAUUUAUCAUAUCUUCAUCAAGGCUAUUAUUGAUUUUAUAUUUA